Messenger RNA from Helianthus annuus (common sunflower), 630 nucleotides. RefSeq lists its product as uncharacterized. Bases 1 to 630 code for a protein of 209 amino acids. Lineage: Eukaryota; Viridiplantae; Streptophyta; Magnoliopsida; Asterales; Asteraceae. The transcript has a single exon. The record is from RefSeq and is a predicted model, not a curated record.
AUGGCGUGUAAACCGCCAAUUUACAACUGGGAGGUCGACCCGAUAAUAUGCCAAAGAUGGCUAAGUGACGUAGAAGGGGUGUUUGAAAGGACCCACUGUGACGUGAGUGAUUUUGUUGCUUACGGAAUGGGUCAAUUAAGGGGUCAAGCCAAGGAUUGGUGGGACAAUAAAAAGAAGGAGAUAGGAGCCGAGGCGGCAAUGGUCAUGACAUGGGACGAGUUUAAGGUGCCAUUCCUUAAGCACCAUAGUCCCAAGGCGGUUAUCAACAAGAUCAAAGAAGAGGUCAUCCAGUUAAGACAAAGGGGAGAAUCAAUUGAUAAAAUCACGGGUAUCUUCAUGGAUAAGCUAAGGUUCUGUGAUGAGUUAGUGACUACGGAGGAGCAGAAAAUAUAUUAUUAUUAUAAUAUGUUAAGUGCUGAGUACCGAGAGUUCAUGAUCCCUUCUAAAUAUGAGACGCUUACCGAGAUCAUAAAUACGGCUCGAGAAAAAGAAAUUGAACUUAAGAAGCAAAUCGAGAGGGGUGAAAGAAGGGUAGUGGAUGCUAACCCGAACCCUACAAAGAAAGCUCGAACUGUUGAAUCGGGGAAGAAGGCGGAUGUGAAAGGCGGGUCGCCAAAUUGCAAGGUGUAA